Fragaria vesca subsp. vesca is the source of this 1340-nucleotide messenger RNA. Its product is annotated as n-(5'-phosphoribosyl)anthranilate isomerase 1, chloroplastic-like. The transcript is spliced from 5 exons. Gene Ontology annotation, biological process: L-tryptophan biosynthetic process. The record is from RefSeq and is a predicted model, not a curated record. Bases 167 to 994 code for a protein of 275 amino acids. Gene Ontology annotation, molecular function: phosphoribosylanthranilate isomerase activity. NCBI's taxonomy places the organism in Eukaryota, Viridiplantae, Streptophyta, Magnoliopsida, Rosales, Rosaceae.
UUCUGCAGCACAGUGCAUGUUCCUAAAAUCAUUUGAAAAAUUUCAAGACUGGAUUUUGCCCAACACUCUAAAUGGACCAGUUCUGAUGGGUCAAACACAGCGAAUCAAUCAUUAGUUUCUUUUUUCCCCGCGGUAAUUUAUACACAAAUAGAUUGGAGAAGGAACCAUGCUUGCAGGAUUAGUUACUGGAAGCCACUUUCAGCCUGGAGUUGUCAAAGUCGGUGGCCGAAGGCAAAUUCCUGGUUUGAAGCCGGGCUCAUUGUGCUUGUCAAGUGUCGAGUUGUCUAGAAAGAAUCGAAUUACAUGCAGAGUUGUCAAGGAGGAAGAUGACGUCUCGUAUAAGCGUGAGGAACUCAGAAAGAAUCGGCCUUUGGUUAAGAUGUGUGGCAUUACUUCUGCAAGAGAUGCGGCAAUGGCAGCAGAAGCUGGUGCUGAUUUGAUUGGCAUGAUCAUUUGGCCAAACUCUAAACGGUCCGUUUCACUUUCAGUUGCAAAGGAGAUUUCGAGAGCUGCAAGGGAGUACGGGGCACAGCCUGUUGGGGUGUUUGUGGAUGACGAUGCGGACACAAUACUAAGAGCCUCUGAUGCAGCAGACCUUGAGUUUGUUCAGCUUCAUGGAGAUGGUUCCCGUGCUGCUUUUCCGGAAUUAGAGGGCCGUAUAAUAUAUGUCCUUCAUGCUAAUGAAGAUGGAACUCUCUUGAACCAAAUUUCUGCUGAAGAGUGUUCUCUAGUUGAUUGGGUUCUUGUGGAUAGUGCAAAGGGUGGCAGUGGCAAGGGAUUCAAUUGGACUCGGUUUAAGCUACCAAGUAUUAGAAGCAAGCACGGAUGGCUUUUGGCAGGAGGAAUAAAUCCGGAGAAUGCUUCUGAGGCUCUUUCUACUCUCAAACCCCAAGGAAUUGAUGUUAGUAGUGGCAUUUGUGGCCAAGAUGGCAUCCGAAAAGAUCCAUUGCGAAUAUCUUCAUUCAUGAGUGCAGUACAUUCAGUAAUCUAUUGAUCCGUCAAGGUUAGACAGAGAGGUAACGGUUUAAGGUAUCAAGUUAUUUCAACAGUGUAGAACUUUUAUGCUAUUACAAACAUUGCUCUUGAUACUUCGAGAUUUGUCAAAUAAAAGAAAAUCUUUUAAGCCCUUUGGUAGAGAUCAAUAGACUGCAAAUCAUGUACGCCAGGAACCUCUCCUCUUGAUAUGAUAACAGCCUGCAAACUUGACAACUUCAUGUCCUAGAUCCUAAGAUCCGGAGAGCUUCUCAUCAGUUUGGUGAUACACAAUAUCCCCAGUAUCACUAACACGGUGAUCAAUCUUGAAGCUUUUUACAAGGACUCCCAAUAAAUGUAAUGCAAGA